AUGUCUCCAAACAAAGUGGCCACGAUUCGGAAGGACAUCACACAGUGGCUGAAAGACACAAAUCAGUACAAUGAAUUUGUCCAGAAUUUUCAGAGCUGCCACACAAAUGCUGACAGAGUUGCCUGUCUGUACAAACUGCCUAUAACCAAGAACGUUUUAACAGUCCAGGAAAACUUCAAAGGGAAGGACAAAGUGGAAGCAGAUUUGCUACGGGAGAAAGGCAACAAGUUGUUUAAGGCGAAGAACUAUCUGGCAGCUUUGAAUACAUACUCCCAGAGUAUAAUCCUAGCUCCAGACAAUUGUGAUAUCCUGCCCCUGGUGUACAACAACCGAUCCACCAGUAGUUUUUAUUUGAAGCAUUAUGCCCUGUGCUUACAGGACAUUGAGCUAGCUUUCAUGCAUAACUACCCUCCUGCGUCUUGCUACAGACUUUUCGUACGGAAAGGAAAAUGCAUGUAUUAUCUUAACCAUAAAGAGGAGGCUAUCAAAUCGUUUCAGCAAAGUCUUGUUGUUUUGGAGAGGUCAGAGUUAAAUGAAGAAAACAAGAGAAGUACCAUUGCUGAAAUUCAGAGCUUCCUUGAUCUGUGCGAGGAUAUCAGAGCAUCUCCAAGUAGUUUGUCAACCAACAGUUACAACUGUUGCCACAGUGGGAUCCCAGAUUUGAACUCUCCUCCCAGUAAAGAGGUGCCUUGUAUGUCUGAAGAUUUAGAGAUCCGUCUGGAUAGUUAUGGUGGGCGAGGUAUUUUCGCUAAUCGAGACAUUGAUAUUGGAACUGUUCUUAUCAUAGAAACUCCAUUUUCUUCAUUUCUGUUGAAGGAAUUUAACACUACCCAUUGCCACUAUUGUUGUAACCGGGUAUUUUUGCCACUUCCGUGCAGACAAUGCAGUGCUGUUGUAUUCUGUAGUUUGAACUGCCGACAUGCUGCGUGGGUCAAGUUCCACUGGGCAGAGUGCCGAAUUCUGGGAAACAUCCUCGACACACAGGGAGCUUUAAGUUUACUUGCUGCCCGAAUGGUUCUGACUGCUGGUUUGGAUGAACUCGUGAAGUCCAAAGAAACAUGUGAUGAUGGAAAAGUUGAUCGAACAGCAGGAUUUGAUGAUGAUGGAGUUUACAACUCAGAAAAUUAUGCAACCUCAUAUAGUUUAGUUAACCAUGCGGACAAGCGAGAAUUCAACGAUUUAUUUUAUCGAACAAUUUCCGCGUUAUUUUUUCUACAAAAUUUGGAAGUGGUCGGUUAUUUUUCUGAAGGAAUAAAUCCAAAUGUGGCGUUAAAAAACUCAAAUGAGGUCUCAGAACAAGCGUUGAGACUGCGAUAUUUGGUCGGCGGUCACAUCCUGAGAAAUACCAUGAUGCUGCCUUGCAAUGCCCAUGAGGUCUCUGAGUUCUGCCUAAACAUGAAUGACCCGCCAAUGUCGGUCACUCUAGAAAUUGGAGGAGGUGUUUACCCAGUUCUCAGUCUGCUGAAUCACUCAUGUGAUCCAUCUGUGGUCCGGCAUUCCUACGGAAACAUUUGUGUUGUCAGGGCUAUCCGUGGCAUUCGCAAGGGGGAAGAACUCAAGGAUAAUUAUGGUGCCAUGUAUGCUACACAUGAAAUGUCUGCAAGAGUUGAAAAACUAUCGCAGUAUUUCUUUUGCUGUUCGUGCGAAGCCUGCUUGGGUAACUGGCCUCAGUAUUUUGAAAUUCCAAAUGAGAGGCCUGUAUUCCGGUGUGUUCAGUGCGAUGGGCAGGUACCCAUUCCAGCAGGAAACCAAACUGAACUUGCCAGAUGUACAAGCUGUAAUGUGGUGCAGGAUAUUACAUUAACAGUUCUCCAGAUGAGGGACAUGGAAGGUGCUUACAAAGAUGCUCUGACAGCUGUUGUCAACGGAAGCAGCAGCAAUGCCCAUAUGAGUGUUUUGUUGAAUUACUUGAGGUUUGUAGACAAACAUGUCCACCGUCCAUUCAGAGAUAUCAACGAUUGCCAGGAGGCUAUCAAACAAGUUCUCAAUAUACAUGCAAACUGUUUUCCUGGCCAGCUGUAA
Candidula unifasciata is the source of this 2022-nucleotide messenger RNA. NCBI's taxonomy places the organism in Eukaryota, Metazoa, Mollusca, Gastropoda, Stylommatophora, Geomitridae. The record is from the annotation of a GenBank genome assembly.